This is a messenger RNA of Lycium ferocissimum, 1851 nucleotides long. Its product is annotated as 14-3-3-like protein E. Lineage: Eukaryota; Viridiplantae; Streptophyta; Magnoliopsida; Solanales; Solanaceae. Gene Ontology annotation, cellular component: cytoplasm. Gene Ontology annotation, biological process: signal transduction. The coding region runs from base 62 to 715 and encodes 217 amino acids. The record is from RefSeq and is a predicted model, not a curated record. The transcript is spliced from 2 exons.
GUCAAUAACACAACCUUUUUUCAAUCACGAAACUUCGACUUUGUUUUUAUAGACAACAAACAUGGCCAAUUCAUCACGUGGACAAAAUGUGUACAUGGCCAAGUUGGCUAAGAAGGCUGAGCGGUAUGAGGAAAUGGUUGAGUUUAUGGAGAAGAUUGCAAAGACAGUAGAUGUUGAAGAACUAACUGUUGAAGAAAGGGAUCUUCUUUCUGUGGCUUACAAGAAUGUGAUUGGUGCAAGAAGGGCUUCAUGGAGGAUAAUCUCUUCAAUUGAGCAGAAAGAGGAGAGCCGUGGAAACAAAGACCAUCUUAGCAGUAUUAAAGAAUAUAGAGCCAAAAUUGAGGCUGAACUCAGCAAGAUAUGUGAUGGGAUUUUGAAUCUGCUCGAGUCCCAUUUAGUACUAUCAGCCUCAACAGCCGAGUCUAAAGUGUUUUACUUGACGAUGAAAGGUGAUUACCGUAGGUACUUGGCUGAGUUUAAAAUAGGGGCAGAGAGGAAAGAAGCCGCAGAGAACACUCUAUUAGCCUACAAUUCUGCUCAGGAUAUUGCAUUGGCUGAACUGGCUCCUACUCACCCAAUCAGGCUGGGACUUGCCCUUAAAUUUUCAGUGUUCUAUUAUGAAAUUCUUAACUCACCUGAUCGUGCUUGUAACCUUGCAAAGAAGGUAUGUUUCAGCUUAUCCUCAAGUUUCAACUGGUCUAAACAAAGUAUAUAAGAUCUUAUUUGUAUGAUAGGAGUUUUGAUACCUAGUCAGAGCUUUUCACAUAAUUUGGACUCUCAUCUCUAAAUAAAAGAUGUGACUAUUUCUAAAUAAUAGAUCAGAUUUUAUCUUUUAACUUAAAAAUAUGAUAAACAAAACAAAACACAAUCAUCGGUCAUUGUGAUAAUGAUUCCUGUUGUUUAUCUGUGUCAAAAGCUCUCCUCAAUCUGUGUUCCCUGUAUUCGAUGAGCUCUUGGUAGAUAAUUAAGAUUGUGUUAUCUAAAAAUGGACUUCUACGACAGGGGCACUGAUAAAGUGAUCCAUAUCUCCACAACUUUUAUAUUGGAUUUCCUCUAAAAUGCUUAUUUGUUGUGGUGUUUCAGGUAGAUAUUAAAGUGGCUCCUCGAUGAUAAAGAACGGGUUGCUGCUGCCAUGGAGAACCCAAGCCUGUCGUUGUAUAUUUUGCGGUGUAGUUCAUUUCUGUUUGGCAGUAAAAUACAGUAGGUGCAAUUGCUUUUUAUUUCUGCUCCUUUUUAACUGCAAACAUCUUGAGAUUGUGCUAUAUUGAAGCAAUUUCAUUGUAGGAUUAAUCUGCUUUUACUUUGAAGAUGUCUUUUGUGUUUGCACUUUCUUUUUUCUGCAAAGUCGUUAAUGGACUUCAAAGCCGACCUUGCUGCUAGCAGUGACGACUUUAGAAUGCUUAUGUGACCUAUGCUUUCAGCAAAUAGAAAUAAAAGAACUAUUGUAUAAUUCAGAGAAGCAUCCGAAUUUAAUUCAGUAAAGUUUCAUAAUGAAAUCUUGAAAUAGUUAGAAACUUAGAAUCAUGGGUUGUGUCACUUUUUCUGAAACAAUUGAAUCAAUUCCAACACACACCAAUGGUGAUUACCUACCCAUUAAUUGGAAGACAAUUUCCUCUUUUAACUUUUUUUUUUUCCUACCGUUUAAUUGUUGAACAAGUUUUAUGAAGAAAUCAAUAAAUAAGCUAAUUGAUAGAAAUUACGUACCAGAAAUAGAACAAAAUGAAUACUCCUUAGAUGAGUAAAACACUUGAGAAAAACUAUCAAAUGUUUGAGUUCUAUUAGAAUUAUUAAGCGACAAUACGUAAUUAUUGUUUCCAUCUUUUGUAGUUCUUGUGUCUCUAUUUUUGCUUU